Messenger RNA from Myripristis murdjan (pinecone soldierfish), 5642 nucleotides. RefSeq names its product potassium voltage-gated channel subfamily A regulatory beta subunit 1a (gene kcnab1a). The transcript is spliced from 14 exons. Bases 587 to 1783 code for a protein of 398 amino acids. Gene Ontology annotation, biological process: transmembrane transport; regulation of potassium ion transmembrane transport; potassium ion transport. Gene Ontology annotation, molecular function: transmembrane transporter binding; potassium channel regulator activity; voltage-gated potassium channel activity. Gene Ontology annotation, cellular component: voltage-gated potassium channel complex; membrane; cytoplasm. Lineage: Eukaryota; Metazoa; Chordata; Actinopteri; Holocentriformes; Holocentridae. The record is from RefSeq and is a predicted model, not a curated record.
UCACAUCUCUGCCUCUCUCUCUCUCUCGCUCUCUCUCUCUUCUUGCUCUCCUCUGGAAUGUCUCCAGCGCCACUGCUUGCCAUUCUGCUGCCGAAACCCUGUUAGAAAAUUCCCUGAGCUCGGCACCGGAGACGGGACACAGGAGAAAGGAAGGACUGUGGAGGGGGGGGGGGUUCAGGAUCCCUCAAAGCACUGAGGAGUCUUUGUUCUUGUGCAGGCUUUUGAUUAUUGACCUUUUCAGAUGCCUCUCGCUGCUGUGAGGACGGACUUGAAAUGCAAGACCUGAAGUGAAUCGGGAGAGCAGAAGGGGAGCAUUUCCAGCAGCAGCUUUUGUGGCUUUGUUUUGCCUCACAGAACAAAGUGGCGUGGAUGGAGGCACGGCGUUUGGGACUUGGCAGCUGAAGACCCAAUUCAUUUCCAAGGCAAGAAAAAGAACUUCUGAGGAAAGAGAAGAUUUUCGAACAGACCAAGUCAACAAGAUAAGAGAUUUUGAGAAGUCGCUGUUGGGACGUCAGGCUUUCUCUCCACUCCUUCCGUCGCUUUUCUUCUGAAUCUUGGGUUCUGCUCCCUCGAUCGCGGCUCAGCCAUGCAGGUGUCCAUAGCCUGUACGGACCACAACCUGAAGAGGGGCAAUGGGGACCACAGCAAGCAGAGUGCCACCAGUCCCAACGUGGUGAACCAAGCCAGGGCCAAGUUCCGCACCGUGGCCAUCAUCGCUCGCAGCUUCGGCUCCUUCACGCCGCGACACCAUAUCUCGCUGAAGGAGUCCACAGGGAAACACACCGGCAUGAAAUACAGGAACCUUGGAAAAUCAGGACUUAGAGUAUCUUGUUUGGGAUUGGGAACAUGGGUGACAUUCGGGGGACAGGUGACAGAUGAGGUUGCAGAGCAGCUGAUGACUAUCGCCUAUGAGAGUGGAGUCAACCUGUUCGACACUGCCGAGGUCUACGCAGGCGGCAAGGCUGAGAUCAUUCUAGGAAAUAUUAUCAAGAAGAAAUGCUGGAGGCGAUCCAGUUUGGUCAUUACAACUAAACUCUACUGGGGAGGAAAGGCAGAAACAGAGAGAGGACUGUCAAGGAAACACAUUAUUGAAGGUCUGAAGGGCUCUCUACAGAGGAUGCAGUUGGAGUACGUAGAUGUUGUUUUCGCCAACCGUCCCGACACCAACACUCCCAUGGAAGAAAUUGUGCGGGCCAUGACCUACGUGAUCAACCAAGGGAUGUCCAUGUACUGGGGAACGUCCCGGUGGACGGCCAUGGAGAUCAUGGAAGCGUAUUCAGUGGCCAGGCAGUUCAACCUGAUCCCUCCAGUGUGUGAACAAGCAGAGUACCAUCUCUUCCAGAGGGAGAAAGUGGAAGUACAGCUGCCUGAGCUUUACCAUAAAAUAGGAGUCGGGGCGAUGACGUGGUCGCCACUUGCAUGCGGCAUCAUCACGGGGAAGUACGAAAAUGGCAUUCCUGAAUCCUCCAGGGCAUCCAUGAAGUCAUACCAGUGGUUGAAGGAGAAGAUAGUGAGCGAGGAUGGGAGGAAGCAGCAAGCCAAGUUGAAAGAGCUCAGUCACAUCACCGAGAAGCUGGGCUGCACCUUAUCUCAACUGGCUGUGGCAUGGUGCCUAAGGAAUGAAGGGGUGAGCUCAGUCCUCCUGGGAACUUCCAACCCUGAACAGCUGACUGAGAACCUCGGGGCCAUACAGGUCCUUCCCAAGAUGACAUCUCAUGUAGUGUCGGACAUCGACCACAUCCUGGGCAACAGGCCAUACAGUAAGAAGGACUACCGCUCCUAGACCAGGCUGAUGGCCUAACAAGGUCAGCUGUACCUACUUACCUACCAUACCACUUCUGUGGACCCACCUCUCAAUGUUAACAUCCAUGGCUCUGUCCUUGGGCCCCCACACAGCUCCAGCUCCAGCCCAGUUCAGCCUGGAACCGACCAGCCUUGCUAAGCCCAGCAUUGUCUAACCUCGUCUCUUUGAGCCCUGCCCUGCUCAGAUCAGAUCAGCCUGGUUCAGCUCAGGUCCAGUUCAGCUCAGCCAAGAACAUCUUAACACAGCUCAGCUUUCUGCAGCUUGUAACGCAACCCAGAGUAACGUUGCAUAGCCCAGCCCAGGCAGGUGCUAGCUCAGCCCUGUCCAGUCCAAUCUAACUAUGCACAGCCUAGCCUAGCCCAUCUGUAGAUAAGACCAGCUAAGAUCCAGAUCCAUGCUAAUGCCAUCCAGAAAACACUACCCAUGCACAGCUCAACUCAGUCCAGGGGCCUUGUUUAUAGAAAUGUUCUUUGACUUCCACUUGAUCCAAAAAGUUUAAAACUUGCAUAGUGUGCACAAACACGAUUACUAUGACCUCUGCCCUGAAAUUAUAGGUACCUGGGAAUUAUAUAAGUGUACAUGAACAAGUUUCAGUUCAUUGCACCCUAAACACAAUGAGUUAGUCAUUGAUCAGUGCAUUUACUAAUUUGCUAUGCAAUGUGCAGCACUCAAAAAACUGUGGGCUUAUGACUAUAUUAAAUAAAUGGACUACUUUCACCUCUCUACACACUCAAGUCAUGAGAUGAAAAGUCUUUUUUAACAUGAAAUAUGAGAUGUCAAAAUGAAAAGGUGUACAUUUCUGCCACCUGCUCAUAUUGCUGAGAUGGAAGAACAUUUCUACAGGAGGCCUCAACUAACAGCUUCAACUAACAUAGUCCACAGUCUAAUUCCUACAAGCUUGAAUUAGCUUUAGUCCAGCUCAUCUCCACCAAAUUUAUCCAACCCUACGCUUUAUCCAGAAUAAUACUCUGUAGUUAUGCGAUAGACUGAAAUUAUCGAGCGUAUUACCCUGUAGGUGCAUGUGUUUCCCCUGCUAUGGUGUGCCUCAGUUCUUCUUUUCUACAAAGCUCAUAACAAAAUAAUAGCAGAGGGGUUUUGAUGAAAUAUAAAGCAAGCUUUUAACACAGUGCUUUAUAAGCAAGUUCUCUACAGGCAAGCUACUGUCAGUCCAUGAAACAGAGGAUUGUGGGACAUCAAGGGACUGAACUCUGCGGGGAGUGAGAGAGAAGCAUGUUGCCACCCUGUGGUUCUUUUGCAGAACUGCUGCUCUGCUUCACUAGAUAAUAGGAGAGAGAAAUACCAGAAAUACUCUGCAAAAAGCAGUGGACUGUUUUCCUCUCAACUUGCAUCCAUUGUGGGGACAUUUGUCUCCUUUCUUGCCUGUGAAUUCAACCUGCAUUACCGAUUGCCUAAAUGAAUCAUGAGGAUAUGGAACACCAUAUAAUAAAUCUAUGUAAUAAAUGGAUUACUGAUAUCCUGCUUGACAGUGGUUACCAUACCUGCUAAAAAUUGCUUGUUAAUGGUGCAGAGAGAUACAGACAAAGUAUCUGGGAUAUGGCAAUGGUUACAGUAUUUAUUCUAGAGUAGUGAAUGAAUAUGAAAUGUAUUUUGACAUUUUAAUGUAUUGUUUUUUGUUUGGGAAAUUCAUGGGUUGGGGUGUGUAUGUGUACAUAAACUGUUAAGGCAACAUUGUAACAUAAGCAAGGCCAUCGUCAAGCCUCUCUUCUUGCAUAUGAGAACUAAAUGGUACUGUAUGGCUAAGAUAUAAAUAAAAUGUAAAUAGAGUUCAUUCGUUUCUCCUCAGCAGUAUCAAUGUUGCAGUAUUUCAGUCCUCUCUUCAUCCCAUCCUACCCUGGCUUUACAGUGUGACUAACACCUGUUGCAGAACUGAUAUCUAACUCUUGAAGUUUAUUCAGUAAAAACUGUUUUGGAGUGAGGAUUACUUUUGCAUUGUUCUCCCGACACUGUAAAGUCAGCUCAUGAAAAAAACUAUUAAUGGCAUUAUUUAAAAGGUACUGAACUGCUGUUUAAAACUAUGUACUGUCCCAUGGAUAAUUAUCUCUUAUCAGUUGGCUCUGCUCUUCAUCUUCAUCAUCAUGCCAUUGUUGUUGAACUUUUUUCAUCUGGAAAUAAAGCCAUCACAGAGAUCAAUGGAAAAGUUGGCCAGAUUCCAGUUGAAUCACUGACUGACUUCCUGGUACACAUUUGUCAACUUCCAGUACAAACACUUUCCAUCUUUUAAUCACAAGAAAUUUGAGUCAGUGCCAGCUAGCUUUUGGCCAAAAAUGUUGUUAGUCAAAUUAGAAUGAACUAUCAGUAUUAGCCCAAGGCAAAUUAUUUCAGGAAAACAACCUUGGAUGAUGGUUACAAUCACUUACCCAACCUUAGUGACUUGUACUUGUGGUGGUAAAUACAUUUACACUUAAUAUCACAAGAAAUAUGAAGGUAAUCCAUGUUCAAAUGGGUUUACCCUCUUCUACACACCUGCUGUGUGAAAUUUGUUAAUACGUAAAGUGUGCAAAUCACAUACAACUCUGCUAUUAUUUUGUGUGGAAGUCAACAAAGUGCCCGGUGAUUUGACUCAGUGAUCACACUGGAACAUGAGCUGCUGGCGUGUGUGUGUGUGGAGACUUCCACCCUACAGUGUGCCUUGACUUGAGUCCUGCUACAGGAAAAUUCAGGGAUGUCUUUCAUUACAAGGAGUUGCUUAAAUGUGUUUGGAUGCUGUCCUACAAAAAAAUGUGAGAAUAGAUGGCUCAGUAAUUGUGUAAAACUAUUUCAUCACUUCAGUAAUAGUUAUUGUAAGACUGUCAAUUCAGCUGGACACUGACAGAAGUUCACCCUACCAAGCGACAAUAUAUUCAUGAUGCACUGCUCAACAAAGUGCAGAGGCAACAUGCUAAAACAGACAAUAUGACAGAUACAGCCUUUUAAAAUGCAGUGUGUUGUGCUCCCUAUGUAUGGAGUCCUAUUGCAUAGCAGACAACUGAUCCAGAAUGACAAUGGCUUUAUUCCGCAUUGGUCUUUAAGACUUUAAUUCAAUUCUCCAGAGUACCUCCCCAAAGAAAGACUUCAGACAUGCAAUUUUGCUUUCAUUGUUUUAGUAACACCUUAGUCACAAGAUGAUAAUCUAGUUCUCUGAUCCUGAUCCUGUCAGCCUGAUUCAAGCAUUAACCAAAAAGAUCCAGGUUCAAGCAAUUGUGCCAACAAGCAUCAGCCCUGCUUUAGUGUUUUUGAGCAAGGCACUGAAUACCGAUCAGCUCCAGGGCACUGUGUUGCUGACCCCCUAGUCUGACCAAGAGAUUAGAUUUCCCUGCAGUAAUCAGUCCAAUAUUACAUCAGUAAAUGCACUGUUUUUGCAGUGAUUCUUCUUUUUUUCACACAUUUGUCACCAUCAACAGGCUUUCAAAUUGGAUUUUCUAAAAGCUUUCAAAGUCAAAAGGCCAAAAUGGAGCAAAGCCACAAGCAUUUGAGCAAUGGCUGGAUUUCCACAAUCUGAUUCUUAGCCCUUAUUGAUCCAGAUGAGAGUUCAAAGCAAGACAUGAAAAGACACAAUAGGUCACAUAGGUUUAAACCUCCAAUUAUUUUUUCUGGCAUAACUCCAGCCUUGAUUACCUUAAUUCUCAUAAAAAUGUAAAGUACUGUAAUCUACUCUUCAGAGCAACACUAAGUGUUGUUUUCUACAGUAUGUGAAGUUGUGGGUGGAAAAGACAUGUUUAAAAAGUUGUGAAAUUGCAAAUCGUCAGUGUAUCUAUAUCCAUACUUCCUCUCCUGUUAAGUGAUUUUUCUGUAAAUAGUCUACAUGAACGUGUGAUUAAAUAAAUGCAUAAUGCCAACA